UAUGGAAGGAAACGCAAGUGACAAAAAUUACGAGGAGACGAUUUAUUCAAACAAUUGUGACAUUAAGCCUAAUGAAGUAUCAACCAAUACCUCAUUGACAAAUUAUGGAAAAGACUAUUUGGUAAUCGAUCAUGGAGAGCAGCUACAACAACACUAUGAAACAAGUCAACGGGACUUGCAGAACCAGGUACAAAUGAUUCGUGCUGAGUUAACGACCCUUCGUGAAGUGGUUACAGGGUUAGUCUUUAUUCUGGGACCGCUGCUGGCAGGAUGGACCGCUGUCUUGCUGACAAGGAUGUUUGGAUACAGAUCAUACGAGACAUACGCAAUUUCCGUGAACAUUGGAAUGCUAGCAGCUGUUCUUCUUUGUGAUGGUCCACCAUUCUUGAAUGCCUUUCAAAGGCUGUUUUAUCACGUGGAACCUCCGGCAGGUAACCUCUUCCCACAAGAGUAUGUAGGAAAGACCAAUCCAUCAUCAUCAUCAGAGAGUGUCCACGUUACCGAACCCGAUGUCUUUGACGAUGUUACUGAGAGUGAGAGUGAGAAUAUUCCCGCAGACUCGGUUGAAAAUCUCAGAAGCGCUGUUGACGAUGUGGAAGACCAAGAAGAUAGUCCGGAGAUUGAAUAAUUCAUUAAAAUAUUUUGUUACAUAAUUAAAUUGUCAACAAUAGAA
This is a messenger RNA of Saccostrea echinata, 673 nucleotides long. RefSeq lists its product as uncharacterized. The transcript is spliced from 4 exons. The record is from RefSeq and is a predicted model, not a curated record. Bases 2 to 628 code for a protein of 208 amino acids. NCBI's taxonomy places the organism in Eukaryota, Metazoa, Mollusca, Bivalvia, Ostreida, Ostreidae.